Messenger RNA from Phragmites australis (common reed), 1879 nucleotides. RefSeq lists its product as uncharacterized. The transcript is spliced from 3 exons. The record is from RefSeq and is a predicted model, not a curated record. The coding region runs from base 222 to 1379 and encodes 385 amino acids. NCBI's taxonomy places the organism in Eukaryota, Viridiplantae, Streptophyta, Magnoliopsida, Poales, Poaceae.
CCCGGUUGAACUCCUCUCGCUCGGUAGUAUUUUGCCCUUGCGUUGCGUGUAAACUGUGAAAAAGGAGAGAGCGUCCUCCCCGCUCUUCGCAGGAAAUGAUCGAAACGACGGUGUACGGGCAGUAGUACGUUGAGGUGGGAGUGGUGGUUGUUUUGGGCCGGUGGUGUGCCGGUGCGGUUGGUUACUUGGGCGAGGUGGUGUGGUUGUAGGGGCUGCAGUUCAUGCGAUCGAUGCCGUUCCAACUCAAGAACAGUCUUCACCACCACGGUGCUCCCAUGGAGGGGAAGCCGCCGCAGCAGCAGCAGCAUCCUGCGCUGCCAAGAGUGUCGAGGUUCCGGAGGCUGCUGGUGAGGGUGUCCGCGUCGGAGAGGUUCGCCGCGGAUGUCAAGGAGAGGGACAAAGACGAGAAGACGCAGCCGUCCGCCGCCGGCGAGGCAGACGCGGCGGGGUCCGUCGGGCUGGACCGCAUGGUGCUGAGCUUCAUGGAGGAUGCCGCGACCAUCGAGCGGCCGCCGCGCGGGCGGUGCAACUGCUUCAACGGCAGCAACCACGAGGAGAGCGACGACGAGGAGUUCGACUUCCUCCCCUCCGACCACUCCUCUUCGUCCGCCGUCGCCGCCGCCGGGGACACCUUGGAGGCUCUCAAGGGCCUGGUGCAGAGCACGAACGUCGUGGAGCGGAACCUCCUCGCGGACGCGUCCAGGAUCGCUGAGCGGUGCAGCAAGAACUGCAAGGGCAAGGCGGAGUGCCGCCGCGCGGUGGCGGACGGCCUCAGGGCCCUCGGCUAUGACGCCGCCGUGUGCAAAUCGAGGUGGGAGAAGACCCCCACCUACCCCGCAGGGGAGCAUGAGUACAUCGACGCGGUGGUGGGGGCGGAGGAGGUCAGGCUCAUCGUGGAGGUGGACUUCCGGCCGCAGUUCGAGCUGGCGCGUUCGACUAAGGCCUACCGCGCGGCGCUGCAGGCGCUGCCGCCGAUGUUCGUCGGAACGCCGGACCGUCUCGGGAAGACCGUGGCCGUCGUGGCGGAGGCGGCGCGGCAGAGUCUGAAGAAGAAGGGGCUGCACUUCCCGCCGUGGCGCAAGCCGGAGUACAUGCGUGCCAAGUGGCUCUCCCCGCACGUCCGCUGCGGCGACAAGCCCGUCGUUCCGGGCCCCGCCGCUCUGUCCGCAGCGACCCCGGUCCAAGCGGCGAGCUUCUCCGGCGAGUUCGAGCUCCUGUUCGACCGGAAGCCAAACGGUGACACCGCCGCUGCGGAGGGCGGCGGCGGCGGCGAGAAGAUCACGGUGGUGGUGUCGCCGUGGCGCCCGACGGAGGAGGCGAGCAAUAAGCUGCAGGUGCCCAAGGCGAAGGUCGUCACGGGGCUCGCCGCCGUCCUCUGAGCGUGGCGUGGUGGACAGAGACAAUAACUACUACUCGUCCCCCACCCCAUCCCAAUUUUUAUCCUCUUUUUCGCUUCUUUUUCGCCGCGCCUCUCGAUCCGUUUGGGGAUCUAGUUUUUGGUGUUUUGGUGUUUUCCGGGGUUUUUUCCGGAAAAGAGAAAAAACACUUGCGUCCUAUUUUGCCUUGCCGGUCUUGCUAGAUUUUCCCUUUUCCUUUUUGACCCUUGUAAUUUUUGGUCUCGGCAUCAGGGGCUUGUGACCCUUUUAGCCCAGUAUAUCUAUAUAGUAGUUUUUAGUUGUAAGAAAAGUGGUCAGAUGAGGUUGCUUGCUUGUUGCAUGCUUCCUGAUCAUGUGCUUGCCUGCUUGUUGGAGCAAUCACUUACCUGCUCUGCUAGUACUUGUACUCGUUAUUGCUAUGGAAGAGAUGAACGAUGAGUACUAAUUGAUAAUCAAAGAUGAACAAUGAGUAUUACAAAAAUAUAUUGGCAAUUGGCAACGAA